Messenger RNA from Aureobasidium melanogenum CBS 110374, 783 nucleotides. RefSeq lists its product as uncharacterized. Gene Ontology annotation, cellular component: cytoplasm; protein kinase CK2 complex. The record is from RefSeq and is a predicted model, not a curated record. NCBI's taxonomy places the organism in Eukaryota, Fungi, Ascomycota, Dothideomycetes, Dothideales, Saccotheciaceae. The coding region runs from base 1 to 783 and encodes 260 amino acids. Gene Ontology annotation, molecular function: protein kinase regulator activity. The transcript has 3 exons.
AUGGAUAACUUCGCCAGCGAGACCGACAGCGACUAUACCAGUUAUUGGCGGGAUUGGUUCGUCUCGUCUCGCGGCAAUGAGUACUACUGCGAAAUUGAUGAAGACUAUCUGACCGAUCGCUUCAACUUGACUGGCCUUAACACGGAAGUUCAAUACUAUCAGUAUGCGCUCGAUCUUGUGACCGACGUUUUUGACAUGGAGGUCGACGAUGACAUGCGUGAGCAAAUUGAGAAGAGCGCCAGACACCUCUACGGUCUUGUGCAUGCGCGCUACAUUGUCACAACUAGAGGUCUCGCAAAGAUGCUUGACAAGUACAAGUCCGGCACCUUUGGAAAAUGUCCUCGCGUCAUCUGCGACCAACAACACCUCCUACCCAUGGGUCUGCACGACGUUCCUGGCACUUCUACCGUGAAACUCUACUGUGCCAAAUGUGAGGAUAUCUACAACCCCAAGUCAUCGCGUCACAACGCCAUCGACGGCGCCUACUUCGGCACUUCUUUUCACAACAUCCUUUUCCAGGUCUACCCAGCUAUGCUGCCACCCAAGACUCAGAGACGCUAUGAACCUCGCAUCUAUGGCUUCAGGGUUCAUGCUGCUGCUGCGUUGAUGAGAUGGCAAGAAGAGAAGAGGGAGGAGAUGAAGGACAGACUCAGAAAGGGAGGUCUGGAAACUGGCUUCGAGGAGGAAGACGAGGAGCUCGAGGACGAGGACAGUGAUGAGGGCGACGAGAGCAAGGAUGGCAUUGACGACAUGUUUGAAGCCCCAGCUCCUACCGUGCAGUAG